UUCCCAAGAAAGAUCUGGGCUUUCAAGUUUCAACCAUUGACAUUUGAGUCAAUUGACAAGGUAGGUAGGUCUCCACAAAACUUGACCAACUAGGGGGACAUGACAUCCAUCUAUUCUUCAGAGUUCAGAAUUCACAUUUCACAGCAUAGUCCAAUAUCAUUCAAUACUAUAAACCAAGAAAGCACCCAAAUAAACAAGAUGCUGCGCAAAUCAUUAUCAUCGAAUCUCUUAGAUUCCUUGAUAAAAAGCCUGAAAAUCCAAAACCCAGUUCUAAAAUCGGCUACAAAAAGCUUCAGCAGUUCAAUUUACGACUGGGAUUCGAGCUCUGCUGCAAAGGAGAAGGUGGAUUGCGUUGUAAUUGGAGCUGGAAUUGUAGGGAUUGCAAUCGCAAGAGAAUUAGCUUUCAAAGGCAGAGAAGUUUUGGUGCUUGAUUCUGGUCCCACAUUCGGCACUGUCACCAGUUCUCGCAACAGUGAAGUCAUACAUGCUGGCAUUUACUACCCUCAUAAUUCUCUCAAGGCAAGAUUUUGUGUCAAAGGAAGAGAUAUGAUCUACAAGUAUUGUUCAGAGCAUGAUGUCCCUCACAAGCAGAUAGGUAAGCUUAUCGUUGCUACACGGGCAUCAGAGAUUCCAAAAUUGAAUGAGCUGUUGGUCCGUGGAACUGAAAAUGGGGUUCAUGGUCUGAAAUUGAUGGAGGCAUCUGAAGCUAUGGAUAUGGAACCAGAACUGCAAUGUGCGAAAGCCUUGUUUUCACCACUUUCAGGGAUCGUUGAUACCCAUUCUCUGAUGCUCUCUUUACUGGGAGAAGCUGAAAAUUAUGGAGCAAUAUUUUCUUACAACACGACUGUCCUUGGGGGCAACAUAAAAGGAAACCAGAUUGAACUUUUUGUGACGGGAAGCCAGAAUCUGGACAACUGGAAUGAAGGGGAUACUUUGCAACCUGAACUUAGGCUUCUUCCUGAGGUUGUAGUCAAUUCAGCUGGCUUGGCCGCUGUGCCCCUUGCUAGGAGACUAAUGGGCCUUGAUAAUUCUUACAUUCCCGCUGCCUAUUAUGCUCGUGGUCACUACUUUUCUCUGUCAAAAACUAAAGGUCCCCCUUUUAGGCAUCUGAUAUAUCCAAUUCCAGAAGAUGGUGGACUGGGAGUUCAUGUAACAGUAGACUUAGAUGGCCAGGUGAAAUUUGGGCCUGAUGUUGAAUGGAUUGGUGAUGUGGCUGAUAUCGCAAGCUUCUCAAAUAGGUUUGAUUACUCUGUAUGUCCUGAUCACAGUAAAAGAUUUUAUCCAGAGAUAAGGAAGUACUAUCCUCAACUGAAGGAAGGAUCACUAGACCCGGCUUAUGCAGGGAUACGGCCAAAAAUCUCUGGUCCAGGGAUGUCCCCAUCCGACUUUGUUGUUCAGGGGCAAGAUGUUCAUGGAAUACCUGGACUUGUGAACCUCUUCGGCAUUGAAUCACCUGGCGUGACUGCAAGCAUGGCCAUCGCGGAGCAUGUGACAUCGAGGGUCCUCCUAUCUGAUGUAAACUAAUGUACACAAAGAUUCAGGAUUCCAUCUUCAGCUUGCUUUGGUCAAUAUACAUCGAGUCCAAUUCACAGGUGGCAUCUCUGAAACUACAUAACCAUUUUAUACAAUACACAAGACGCGAACUGGUUUUAGGCGUAAAGGAGUCCGUUCUUUUUGUUAUGCCAUGCACGAUAUCAUCCUCUCGAGUCCGUUCACUCUCCAGAUUAUUAUUUGCAAAGGAAAUUGAAGGAUAAUCAUAGUUCUUGAGAUCCAUCAUCAGUUUAAAGAACAUGACUUUUGUGAAUUAUGUACUUGCAGACAGGGGAGGAUCACGGGGCCCGACCUUUAAUGCUUAUUUAAAGUAUUAAUUAUACAAGUUAAAACGUACUUCGUACUUAUAAAAUGUUACAUAUUGCAUUCAACGAGUGAUUGACUUUUCAAACCUUAGCCUCUCUUACCUUUUUAGUCAAGAUUCGCCACUGCUAGUUGCACGCAGGCAAAAUCUGUAAAAGAUUCAUUAUAUGCUCAUUCUGUUAUGAUUGUAGUGUAGUACAUUAGAUUCUCUCUCA
This is a messenger RNA of Spinacia oleracea (spinach), 2069 nucleotides long. RefSeq names its product L-2-hydroxyglutarate dehydrogenase, mitochondrial. Bases 100 to 1524 code for a protein of 474 amino acids. The record is from RefSeq and is a predicted model, not a curated record. Gene Ontology annotation, molecular function: (S)-2-hydroxyglutarate dehydrogenase activity. NCBI's taxonomy places the organism in Eukaryota, Viridiplantae, Streptophyta, Magnoliopsida, Caryophyllales, Amaranthaceae. The transcript has 5 exons.